This is a messenger RNA of Enterobius vermicularis (human pinworm), 303 nucleotides long. The record is from the annotation of a GenBank genome assembly. NCBI's taxonomy places the organism in Eukaryota, Metazoa, Nematoda, Chromadorea, Rhabditida, Oxyuridae.
AUGGUUGGGUAUCUCGUGGAAGAACUUUCAGCUCAGCUUAUUGCAAAGUCAAUCGGCCGUUUUAGCAACAGCAUUUGUGAAGCAUAUAAAACAUUUGGAUGUGUGUGGUACAUUUCUCCAAAAGCGGCCAUCAUGUACGUUGUCAGAUCAGACAACAAAAUAACUGAGUUUUCUCUGACAAGGACUGCGAAGCCUGUAGCGCCAUUCUGUCGCUUUGAUGGGGGCGAAAUUAAAGAGCCGAUAAAUAAAGAAGAAAAUUUAAAUUUGGACGUACCUACCUGUAAUGAUACUUAUCAAAAUUAA